GACAACCUCAGUCUAAAACUAGUCUCCACUUCCCUCCACAGAUGCUGCCUGACCCGCUGAGUUCCUCCAGCACCCAGUUCCCGAGCUCAAGAUCCCAGCACUUUGGCGUAUUGAAUUGAAUUGAAGGACACAGAAUGGGAACAGGCCCUUCGGCCCGCCGUGCCCAGCCCGUCCACCGACCGCCCGCUCAUGCUGGUUCCACGUUAUCCCGCUUCCUCGCUCGGCACAGACCGGGGCUGUGUUAAUGUUAUUGUGUCACCCAGCACCGAAACCGGCCCUUCGGCCCAACUCCCGCCUGCUGGCCCAUCCGAGCGAAUUCCACUGGUUGGGUGGCUUCCAUUGAGGACCCAACUCGUCCAGAGGGCCAAGGUGUGGACCUUUCCAAUUAUUCCCAAGGAUAUGUACAGCAAUUCGUUCUUCCCCCGCACAAUUCAAGCAUGGAAUAAUCUUCACCCUACCAUAGUUACCCAACUAGAUGCAACUACAUUUAAGGUAGCUCUUUCUUCCCAAAAAACCCUUUUAUGUCCUUCCCUCCACCACCUCCAGUUUAAAUUCCAUUUGGAAUAUUUUGGAGGACCAAGAAACCAAGAACCAAGGCGUUGAGCCGUUGCUUCCGAGUUGGUGGGAUCUUGCUGUGCCUGGACCACACAGCACCACCGGCCCGGGUGCCAAUGGCUGCCCGCUGGGGCUGCUCCAGCCACCUGAAUGAGGACAAUGCCCGCUUCGCCCUGCUGGCCCUGCUGAUCUGCUUCUACCUGGUUUGCGGGGCGGCAGUCUUCUCGGCCAUGGAGCGGGGCCGGGAGAAGGAAGCCCAGCGCCAGUGGCUGCAGAGGAGGGAGAACUUCAGCCGCCGGCACAACAUCAGCAGGGCCGAGCUCAGCGCCUUCCUCCGGCACUACGAGGAGGCAGGCAUGGCCGGGGUGCGGGUAGACGAGACGCGCCCGCGAUGGGACUUCGCCGGCUCCUUCUACUUCGUGGGCACUGUGGUGUCCACCAUCGGUUUCGGGAUGACCACUCCGGCCACGGCGAGCGGCAAGAUCUUCCUCAUCUUCUACGGGCUGCUGGGCUGCGCCGCCACCAUCCUCUUCUUCAACCUCUUCCUGGAGCGCCUGAUCACGGUGCUGGCCUUCGCCCUGAAGACCUGCCACGAGCGGCGGCUGCGGAGGAGCGGCGUGAGGCCGCAGCUGGACCUGCGGGAGGACGGUGGCGGGAGCGGCGGCCUCCCCGCGGCCGACAGCCUGAGCGGCUGGAAGCCGUCCGUCUACUGCGUGAUGCUGAUCCUGGGCCUAGCCGCCCUCACCAUCUCCUGCUGCGCCUCGGCCAUGUACACCCCAGUGGAGGGCUGGACCUACAUGGACUCCAUCUACUUCUGCUUCGUGGCGUUCAGCACCAUCGGCUUCGGGGACCUGGUGAGUAGCCAGAACCUGCGCUACGACCACCAGGAGGCCUACCGCCUGGCCAACUUCCUCUUCAUCCUGAUGGGGGUCUGCUGCAUCUACUCCCUCUUCAACGUCAUCUCCAUCGUCAUCAAGCAGUUCCUCAACUGCACCCUGCGGCGGUUGGCGAGCCGUUGCCGCCGCCGCCCGGGGAGGAGGCCCCUGCGGCCAGCGGGCAACGCGGUGGCACCGGGCCGGCCCAAGAUUUCGGCGGACGCCGACCCCUUCAACGAGUGCGACGGGCGGCGGCAGUCGGGGGAAAUGAUCUCCAUCAGGGACUUCAUGGCCGCCAACAAGGUCUCCCUGGCCAUCAUGCAGAAGCAGCUGAUGGAGACGGCCGGCGGGCACCCCAGGGCCGGCAGCGCAGCGGCGGCAUCCCGAGCCAACGGCUUCAGUGAAGGAGUGGGGGCGCUAGCCAUCAUGAACAACAGGCUGGUGGAGACCAGCGUGGACAGAUGACCCAUCCUCGCCCCCCUGGCCUGCUCCCUUCAAUGAAAUCAUUUAGUUUAGAGACACCGCGUAGAAACAGGCCCUUCGGCCCACCGAUCACUGAUCCCCGCACACUACACCCACUAGCAACAAUUUACCAAGCCAAUUAACCUACCAACCUGUACUUCUCAAGAGAGAGAUAGAUAGGGCUCUUAAAAAUAUCAGGAGAUAUGGGGAGAAUGCAGGAACGGAGUACUGAUUGUGGAUGAUCAGCCAUGAUCACAUUGAAUGGCAGUGCUGGCUCGAAGGGCCGAUUGGCCUACUCCUGCACUUAUUGUCUAUUGUCUACUGUCUUUCGAGUAUGGGAGGAAACCAAAGAUCUCAGAGAAAAGGACGUUGUUUUAGGAAGGAGAUGAGGAGAAAUGUCUUUAGUCAGAGGGUGGUGAAUCUGUAGAAUUCUUUGCCGCAGAAAGCUGCAGAAGCCAAGUCAGUGGAUAUUUUUAAGGCAGAGAUUGAUAGAUUCCUGACUAGUACAGGUGCAGAGGUUAUGGGGAGAAGGCAGGAGAAUGGGGUUUGGGAGGGAGAGAUAGAUCAGCCAUAAUUGAAUGGUGGAGUUUACCUGAUGGGCCGAAUGGCCUAAUUCUACUCCUAUUCCUUACCACCUUAAAUCCCGCGCAGGUCACGGGGAGAACGUACAAAAUCGGUACGGAUAGCGCCCGUAGUCAGGAUUGAACCCGGGUCUCUGGCGCUGUGAGGCAGCAACUCUAACGCUGCGCCACCGUGCCAUCCAGUAAACACAUUAAAUAUUGCUGGAUUAUUAUCCACCGUCAACGUUAAUAUUUUACCCCCCCCACCCCCUCCCGUGACCAAAGGGGAGGGAGGGAUGAGAGGUUAAAGGGCAGGCUAUUUGUUCAGUCACCUUCACAUUUAAAAUCAUGAGGGGAAUAGAUCGGUCUGCACGAUGGUGCAGCGGUAGAGUCUCCCCGUGACCUGCGUGGGUUCUCUCCGGGUGCUCCAGUUUCCUCCCACACUCCAAAGACGUGCUGGGUUUGGUAAGUUAAUCGGCUUCUGUAAAUUGUCCCCAGUGUGUGUAGGAUAAUGCUCAUGCACGGGGUGGUCGCUUGUCGGCGCGGACUCGGUGGGCCGAAGGGGAGCAGGCAGGAAAGGGGAAUGAUUGGGGAUGAUCAGCCAUGAUCACAUUGAAUGGCGGUGCUGGCUCGAAGGGCCGAAGGGCCUACUCCUGCACCUAUUGUCUAUUGUCUAUUGUCUUUGGAGUGUGGGAGGAAACUGAAGAUCUCGGAGAAAACCCACGCAGGAGAGGGGGAGAACGUACAAACUCCGUACAGACAGUGCCCGUGGUCAGGAUUGAACCUGGGUCUCCGGCACUGCCAGCUCUGUAAGGCAGCAACUCUACCGCUGCGCAACUGUGAUCCCACACGUGCGCUGUCCAACAAACCUACGCCUGAACCAACUCCCAUCCCACCCAAACUUUGAUGUUGGCGUUGGGAUGAUAGAUCCAUCUUGCUCCUCAAAGGGUUGCAAUCCCUUUGAGCGGAAGAAGAGGCAGGAGGUCCAGCGAUGGGAGAAGCGGCGGUGGACAAAUCCGUGCCAUGAGCAUCUCAUCAUCAUUAUCGGCGGUCACUCAAAACCAGUAUGACUGUCCUCUCAUGGAGGACGCCUGUGCGUGACUUUGUUUAACGUGGGGAGACUGGUGCACAGACAGCCACCCCACGGUCCUUGACAGAUCUGGGUCAGGAUCCAGUGGCAUGGAGUCCAAGACGACCGGAGACCCUUUUCUGCUGCAGUCUUCAUCCGCCUUCCCAGCCGUUGUGACGCUCCACUAAGGUCAGCCAUCGUCCUCCGCCUGUUCCACCGUUGAGGUCUUGGUUGGAUUGCUCUUUGUCAGAGACCUCCCCCUCGACCUUACCGCCAUGGGUGGCCCUACCAGGAGCAUCGCUCCAGACGGCAUCGCUCUCAGGAUCUCAGGACCACACAAGCUUCUCCACCACGGCAAGGUGACAAUCCACGGAGAAGGAUGAGCAGCGGAUGAGCGUGUUGGCUUUCAAUUUACACGGACUUCCACUCACAUCACCACCAGAACAUGACCUUUGAGGGAGAUAAAGAUAAAACAAGCUGGCGAGCUCAGUAAACAAGUUGCUUAUUCAACCGUUUCCAUGGAAACAGGACAAUUAGAGGCUCUUAAUAAACACUGACAAAGGAAUGUUUUCAACAGAUUCUGGGGGAGGGGGGUUCAUCUAAAAAUGGCAACUUUAAUUAAGUGUUUUUUUUAAAACUUGACGUGCUAUUUCUGCAGGUGCAGAGACGGUAUUAAAUCGAUUAGUUACAAGGGAUUAUUUGUGAAAUUUGUUCCUUUCUAUUGUUCCACUUGCUCCUCCACAGCUUCGCCCACUCUGCCCACUGCCAUGGAGGUUAACUCUUCAUGUGCCAGCAGCUACCUCAACAAACUUGAGCUAAGAAACUUUCUUGCUAUUGAGGGAGUGCAGCGCAGGUUUACAAGGUUAAUUCCCGGGAUGGCGGGACUGUCAUAUGCUGAGAGAAUGGAGCAGCUGGGCUUGUACACUCUGGAGUUUAGAAGGAUGAGAGGUAAUCUCAUUGAAACAUAUAAGAUUGUUAAGGGU
Messenger RNA from Leucoraja erinaceus (little skate), 4504 nucleotides. It is a transcript of the gene kcnk13a, whose product is annotated as potassium channel, subfamily K, member 13a. NCBI's taxonomy places the organism in Eukaryota, Metazoa, Chordata, Chondrichthyes, Rajiformes, Rajidae. The transcript has 2 exons. Gene Ontology annotation, cellular component: membrane. Gene Ontology annotation, biological process: stabilization of membrane potential; potassium ion transmembrane transport. Gene Ontology annotation, molecular function: potassium ion leak channel activity. The record is from RefSeq and is a predicted model, not a curated record. Bases 672 to 1895 code for a protein of 407 amino acids.